CCUUUAUCAUCUACAUCUUUCAAGGUGAAAUGAAACGGAAAUGGAAAACUUUAUAUGAUCUGAAUCGUUCGACUUCACCUCUGUUUUCUAAGCACUUCAGUCGAAUCUAUUCUUGUGACGUUUAGGAUAGAGACUAAUGCAAUAAUUACCAAAAUUAUACAUCCCUCAGCUCAUGGAACGAGAUGCUGAUGUGAAGAUUCUAAUGAAAUACAAUCACUCUAUUAUUUGGAGCAUUUGUUGACACUCAUCAACAGUUCAUCUUAAAUGCUUUUCAAUCUGAGAAUUGUACGAGUUACUGUUUUGGAGAUCUGCCAUGUGCAGUCAUGCAAAAGCUGAGUAUUCUUUAUCAGAAGGGGCCUUCAAAUUUGGGAAAAAACAUGUAUGGGCAACUCGAUUCUAGAUUUUUUGCUGUAGUACCUAAGUUGAUGCUGGACAAAAGUGUCAUUAAAUCAUGUGGUUUGAAGGCCAGAUUCCCUCAUAUUAUUGGUAUUGCGGGUCAGGACUUCAUGAAAAGAAGUCGCAUAUUUCAAAAUUUUCAAGUCAAAGGUAUGGCUAGUGAAAAUCUGGAAGAGUUAUCUGAUGAAGAUGAGGAGCUCUGUCCCGUAGACUGUGUCAGGGAAAUUAAAACUGAUGAGGAACUCUUGAGAAUUUUGGAGAAGGCCAAGGACUCUAAUUCUUUAGUUGUGGUGGAUUUUUAUCGGACUUCAUGUGGUAGCUGCAAGUAUAUAGAACAGGGGUUUGCAAAAUUAUGCAAGAGAUCUGGUGAUAAAGAAGCUGCAGUCAUCUUUUUAAAGCACAAUGUAAUUGAUGAAUAUGAUGAACAAUCUGAGAUUGCUGAUCGACUACGAAUCAAGACAGUGCCCCUCUUUCACUUCUACAAGGGUGGAGACUUGCUGGAAGCCUUCCCAACCAGAGACAAAGAGAGGAUUGAUGCAGCCAUUCUUAAAUAUACAAAUCUGGCAUCUUCAGAUUUAUGAGCUGCAAGGGUUAUGUUUCUGAUCUUAAUGCUUGCGUACACAGCCUUAUAUGAUACUGGGUUAAAAUGCGCGAUAAGUGUUUGCUACAGCAAAUACUGGGCUAGACGUGGCUCAAAACACAUGGGGAAGUGAGCAAUGGGCAUUGGAACUCCAUGGUCAUCUGGCAUCUGGUUGUGGCCAACAAAUAAUAACUACCAGCAGUUUUGUGAACGAGGCUUGUCCCAUUUUAGUGAUUUUGAUGGUGCUGGAUUAGCUUGAGUUUAUAUGCAUUGUCAAUGUGAUUCAUAUUUGUGCUCUCUAUUUCAUAGUUCACAUUUCAAAUAUUCAUUUGUUAACCCAAAUACAGUUUUAUUCAGCUGCGCCUUUUCUUCUUUCUUUUUUCAUUUUUCGGUUCUUUUAUAACAUCCUUUUUUGGACUCGUGGUUGCAAUACAAACAUCAGAU
This is a messenger RNA of Ilex paraguariensis (yerba mate), 1420 nucleotides long. The record is from the annotation of a GenBank genome assembly. NCBI's taxonomy places the organism in Eukaryota, Viridiplantae, Streptophyta, Magnoliopsida, Aquifoliales, Aquifoliaceae.